This is a messenger RNA of Lymnaea stagnalis (great pond snail), 1683 nucleotides long. NCBI's taxonomy places the organism in Eukaryota, Metazoa, Mollusca, Gastropoda, Lymnaeidae. The record is from the annotation of a GenBank genome assembly.
GACCAUGAUGUCAGAAAUAUUUCCCACACUUGAAACGGAGCUGGACAAUUACCUCACGCAUGCUGACCGCCAAGAUGGGGUGUAAGUUAUGAUCAGAAUCGGUUUAAGUAAAUUGGAUGAUUAAGUUUAAAAAGUAUGAAUAUAUUUUUAUCUUCAUAAGUUUUUUGUAAAUAAAUUAUUGAGCCAGCAGUUUUCCGUGGUAAAAUAUGGUUGAUUUGAUGAAGAAUACACAGUUACUCUAUAUGCAUGUUGUUAAUUUCAUGAACAUUGCACUGGCUCUUUGUGAACAUUUUUUUACAAUUUCAUAAAAAUCGCACAGACUCGCCAUAAACAUUUUAUUAAUUUGAUGAACAUUGCACCAGCUCCUCAUGAACAUUUAAAAAAUUUGAUAAACCUUGAACAGGUUCUCCAUGAACAUGUUGGUACGCAUGAGUCAGCACGUCAUCAACAGCCAGGACAUGGGCUCAUACCUUGGCAAAACAUAUGGCAACUGCCUCAUUAAAGUCAAGAGAAACUUUGAUAGAUAUGUUGUAAGUAAAUUCUUGCUUAUGGAACAGUUGAAAAUUCAAUAGGUAUGUAGUAAGUAAAUGUUUUCAUAUGAAAUUGUUGAAACUUGAACAGAAAGAUAUAAUCUUAGUAAUGCUUUCUUGUGAAAUUAUUGAAAAUCUCCUCAGUUGAUGAACAAGAUUUUUGUGGCUCAUUUCUAUGUAUAAGAUAAUUACAACUUAAAUUAAAGUUGUUGUCACUCAAAAGUUGAGCAUUACAUUAUAUUUUAUUGUGCUUCAAUUUCUCAAAGAUCAUCCACUAUGAAUUGUUAUACAGGAUUCCAUGAUGCAAGCCAUUAAGGAGACCAAAGUGUCCAAGAAAAGUCGAUGUGGCAUCAUCAGUUUUGUGCACAAUUUUGAGGUGAGGUUUUCAUUCACUGAUGGUCUCUUUAAAAAAAAAUAGCCCCACAACAUGGUUUUUUUUUUUUUUUUUUGACAUGUUUUAUCUGAGUUAUUAGAUUAAUUCAUUUUCAGCGGGAAACAAACCUAGGUGCCGUUUUCACUGAAAAUUGAACUAUAAGAAUUUAAGAAAUAAAGUACAACAAAAUUUUUUAAAUUAUUUUUUUUUUUUUUCUUUUUCUUUUUAAAAAAAAAUAUCCCUUUAUUUUGGUUUUUUUUUUUUUUUUUUGACAUGUUUUAUCUGAGUUAUUAGAUCAAUUCAUUUUCAGCGGGAAACAAACCUAGGUGCCGUUUUCACUGAAAAUUGAACUAUAAGAAUUUAAGAAAUAAAGUACAUCACAAUUUUUUAAAUUGAGGCACAUAAAAAAACUGAACUGAACUAAUGUGUCUCUGUCGUCCCCGUCCCGUCCCCCCCCCUCCGUCCCCCCCCUGAGGACCUAGAUUAUUAAAAGCACUUUUGUUUCAAGCAAUCCAAAAUAGAAGAAUCUAUUCGAUUUAGGUCAGGUAAAAAAUACACAAGGCAAAUAUCAAAGGAAAGAAAACCCUACUUGGAAUUAACCAAAAGAUUAAUUAUUGCCCUCCCAGGAGUUUUCCAACCUGGCAGAGAGCAUCUUCAGAGGUUCUGACCGCCACACAGAUCUGGACAAGGCUUACACCAAAGUUGUACGGGUCAUCUUUGAGCAGAUUUUGCGUGUGUCCCAGGAGCACCAGAAGACUCCCAAAGAAGUGGUUCUCAUGG